This is a messenger RNA of Tarenaya hassleriana, 1794 nucleotides long. Its product is annotated as probable indole-3-pyruvate monooxygenase YUCCA7. The record is from RefSeq and is a predicted model, not a curated record. NCBI's taxonomy places the organism in Eukaryota, Viridiplantae, Streptophyta, Magnoliopsida, Brassicales, Cleomaceae. The transcript has 3 exons. The coding region runs from base 169 to 1494 and encodes 441 amino acids. Gene Ontology annotation, molecular function: NADP binding; flavin adenine dinucleotide binding; N,N-dimethylaniline monooxygenase activity.
CCAACCAGACACAGACCAUAAAUCUCCAUUCGAACAUUCAAUCUUUUCUUUGUCCUUAAAAUCUCUCAAAUCCGCCCGAAAAAAAAAAAAUUCUCACGUCGCUUUCUUGAAAUCUUCUCUGUUCUUAUCUCAGAACCAGACAAAACAACAAAGCUGUUGAAGAAGACGAUGUUCAGUAAUAACAACGACAGCAACCAAGAGUGUCUGAACAUUUCUAGUAUGUUUCAGAGUUUCAAUCCCGCCGUUGACGGCGACAUAUUCUCCCGGCGUUGCAUUUGGGUGAACGGUCCGGUGAUAAUCGGGGCCGGACCCUCGGGUUUAGCCGUGGCGGCCGGCCUGAAACGACAAGGUGUGCCCUUCAUCAUCCUCGAACGGGCUAACUGCAUUGCUUCUCUCUGGCAAAACAGAACAUAUGAUCGUCUCAAGCUUCAUCUCCCAAAACAGUUCUGUCAAUUGCCCAACUUGCCUUUCCCCGAAGAUUUCCCCGAGUACCCGACAAAGUAUCAGUUCAUUCAGUACCUUGAGUCCUACGCCAACCACUUUGACAUCCACCCCAAGUUCAACGAGACGGUCCAGUCUGCAAAAUACGACAAGAGGUUCGGGUUGUGGCGUGUGAAGACUGUUUCGAAAACCGGGCUUCUCGGUUCUUGCGAGUUCGAGUACAUCUGCAGGUGGCUCGUGGUGGCUACGGGAGAGAACGCGGAGAAAGUCGUGCCUGAGUUCGAAGGUUUGGAAGAAUUCGGCGGGGAAGUUGUUCAUGCUUGCGACUAUAAGUCCGGAGAAAAGCACAGAGGAAAACGAGUUCUUGUUGUCGGAUGCGGAAACUCGGGCAUGGAAGUGUCUCUUGAUCUCUGCAACCACCAAGCAAGUCCAUCAAUGGUUGUUCGUAGCUCGGUUCAUGUGUUGCCGAGAGAAGUUCUGGGGAAAUCGACGUUCGAGUUAGCCGUAACGAUGAUGAAGUGGAUGCCGCUGCGGCUCGUGGACAAGAUUCUUCUGUUUCUCGCGAGAAUAAUCCUCGGAAACACCGAGAAAUACGGUCUGAAGAGGCCGGAAACAGGACCCAUGGAGCUGAAGAACACUGCAGGGAAAACUCCGGUGCUCGACAUCGGAGCAUUGAAGAAGGUCAGGUCGGGAAAGAUCAAGAUCGUGCCCGCAAUCAAGAAAUUCGGUCCGGGAACGGUGGAGCUCGUCGACGGUCGGAUUCUGGAGAUGGAUUCCGUUGUUCUUGCCACUGGAUACAGAAGCAACGUGCCCAAAUGGCUCAAGGACAAUGAUUUCUUCUCGGAGGACGGGAUACCCAAAAACCCGUUUCCAAACGGGUGGAAAGGGGAGGCGGGAUUGUACGCGGUGGGGUUCACGAGAAGAGGACUAUCGGGCGCGUCGCUCGACGCGAUGAGCGUGGCUCACGACAUCGCCAACAGUUGGAUCGAAGAAACCAAGCAGCAGAAGAAAACUGCCGCUGCCCGUCACCGUCGCUGCAUCUCUCACUUUUGAUUUCUCUAAUUUUUUUUUUUAAACGUUUUUAUUUUUUAUUUUUAUUUUAUUUUUCCACGUUAGGAUGUGCAGAGGGAAAAAAAAAGAAAAUAGGAAAUAAUUUUAUAUGGGGAAGAAAAAAAAAAGGAGCUAAGCUUAAGCCCUCUCCUUUGCAAAAGGAAAUCCCCCAAAAAAACAAUUUGUGAAAAUUUAAUGUUUUUUUGGGGUUUCUUUUUGUUACAAGGAAUACGAGGCUUUGAUUUAUUUUUAAUGUGAUUUUGUUUGUAUUUUGAGUUUUUUUUUUCUUCUGAAAUUUGUAAC